Messenger RNA from Phycodurus eques (leafy seadragon), 1706 nucleotides. Its product is annotated as integral membrane protein 2C-like. Gene Ontology annotation, biological process: negative regulation of amyloid precursor protein biosynthetic process. The transcript is spliced from 6 exons. Gene Ontology annotation, cellular component: plasma membrane; Golgi apparatus; extracellular exosome. NCBI's taxonomy places the organism in Eukaryota, Metazoa, Chordata, Actinopteri, Syngnathiformes, Syngnathidae. Gene Ontology annotation, molecular function: amyloid-beta binding. The record is from RefSeq and is a predicted model, not a curated record. Bases 86 to 826 code for a protein of 246 amino acids.
AACCGGGCUCAAGUUGCAGGAAAACUGCACAAGUGCGCCCAAAAAGGAGACAAAAGGCGUCUAACAUCUACAACAAACGUCCAGAAUGGUGAGGAUCACUUUCCAUGCUGCCUCGGGGGACAAGCGGGGAAAAGAUGAAGAGCACGUGACCAUACAAAAGAACGAGCAAGAGGAGCCUCAUGCAGCCAAGAUCAAGACGUUUUUUCCAGUCCGCCUGUUGUUGGUGACGAUUUCUGUGCUGUUGGUCCUGGUGGGAAUGGUGCUCGGCUGCGUCUACACCUACCGCUACUUCUUCCCUGCUCAGCCUCUGAACGAAAGGAGCGUGUUCCUCUGCCGGGUGGUCUUCGAAGACCCCGUGAUCCACAAACAACUGGAGCUGAAAGAGAAAGUAGCCAUCUCCCUAGAAAAAGACUACCAGGUCAUCAACGUGCCCGUGCCCGAGUUCGGCAGCAGCGAUGCCGCCGACAUUGUCCACGACUUCCACAGGGAACUGACCGUUUAUUAUGACAAAACACUGGACAAGUGCUACGUGACUGAUCUGAACACCACUCAGGUGAUGCGCCCAAAGAACCUUUGGGAACUGCUCACCAACGUCCAGAAAGGAAUGUACUUCCCGCAGAACUACCUGGUCCGCGAGGAGAUGACCGUGACCGGCUACAUCAGCAACAUCCGCCAACUGGGCCCCAUCAUCAACCACGUGUGCCACGGCAAGGAGACAUUUGGCCUGCGUCGCCGCAGCCUGCACCGACGCGUGCGGCGCAGCGUGUGCCACACCAUCCACCACUUCGAGAACCCUUACCUGGUGGAGACUGCGAUCUGCGACUGAGACUAUAGCCCGGCCAACGCUUAAACUUCUUUCCAACCUUACCUCUUGAAUUCUUCACUACUUUCUAACUGCACUUUACCACUCGUCUAUUCCAGUUUCACUUUUUUUUUUGGCCAUUUCUAGUGUUACCGAUUUUCUGUGGUAUGUGUGUAACAGCACGGUGUGGGAGCGGUUAGCACAUCCGCCGCCUCACAGGAGUUUCUGUGUUCUCCCCGUGCUCACGUGGGUUUUCUCGGAUUCUCCGGUUUCCUCCCGCAGUCCAAAAACACGCAAGUUCGGUUCACUGAAGACUUGAAAUUGUUUACGCGUCCGAGUGGUUGGUUGUCUAUAUGUGCCCUGCGAUUGGCUGGCGACCAGUCCGGCGUGCACCCCGCCUCUCGCUCAAAGUCAGCUGUGAUAGGCAACCCUAGUGAGAAUAAAAAAUGCAUUUAAAUGUCAGUUUGUAAUAAACAUUUGAAACAUGCGCACCUUUUUUUAAACAAUUACAAUAUGUAAAAAAACAUACCUCAUGUAGUUCAGUGUACAGUAAAUUACUUUUGAUUGUUACCGAGCAAUAUGAAUACAGUACAUGUCAAUUUUGAAGGUUUACAUGCAUAUAUUGAUUUUGUAUCAUUCAUUAGUUGAUCUAACCACUGACUUUAGACUGUAAGCAGUAGAAGAGCUUUUGAGUGUCAGAGUGCGGUCGUAAAUUUGUUAUUGAGGAUGUGGGGAUUAUUACUGUAUAGUGUUUUUCUAAGAUUACUUGACUAGAUAUUUAUCGUCCAUCGCAGCAAUAUUUCCACAUUGUCAAAUCAUUCGGGUUAUCAGUCUCAGUUGUGACUCAUUUGUAUUAUACUGUACUGUAAUAUCUUGCUGCUUUAAUAAACUUAUUUGUCUUUGA